AUGGAGGAUGCCAAAGAAAAGAUCAAGUUAAUCCGUCAGAGACUCCAAACAGCUCAAAGUCGCCAGAAGAGUUACGCAGAUAACCGAAGGAAAGAUCUGGAAUUUGAAGUCGGAGACCAUAUUUUUCUUAAGAUUACCCCAUUGCGGAGCGUCACUGCUAGCAGAGGAAAGAAGCUCCAACCUAGAUUCGUAGGACCUUUUCCGAUUCUUCAACGAGUUGGGAAAGUAGCGUACAAACUUGAGUUGCCGCCCAACUUGUUACGGAUUCACGAUGUAUUCCAUGUGUCAAUGCUCAAAAAGUACUAUUCCGAUCCAACUCACAUUGUGCAACCGGAGGAGAUUGAAAUUGACCAAGCCCUUACCUACGAGGAGAGACCUAUGCGAGCACUUGAUAGAAAUUUUAAGAAGCUGAGGAAUAAACAAAUUCCACUGGUGAAGAUUCUGUGGAAGAAUCACGAAGUCGAAGAAGCGACCUGGGAGACGGAGGAGGAGAUGAAAAAGAAAUACCUUGGACUGUUUAAUGACUCAGGCGAGAAAUUUCGAGGAUCAAAUUCUUUAAGGGGAAGAGUUCUGGUUCCGGAGAAGCUGCCGCACUACUGUUUUCGACAAGGUCAUGAGGAGUCGGCUUGCCGGAUGCAACGCGAGGUGGUGGGUGCGGAAUCAGCAGCGGCGACUCCAUUGGCAGACGUGGGUGCUGUGGAUGAGGAGCCAUCCCUCCAGCCCGGGGGGGAAACAGCUCCUGGACAUGGUGUUCCUGCGGUUUGGGAGGGCCAGCCAGCAGCGUAG
Molecule: messenger RNA, 786 nt
Organism: Coffea arabica (coffee)
Lineage: Eukaryota; Viridiplantae; Streptophyta; Magnoliopsida; Gentianales; Rubiaceae
Source: RefSeq, a predicted model, not a curated record